Caenorhabditis sp. 36 PRJEB53466 is the source of this 822-nucleotide messenger RNA. The record is from the annotation of a GenBank genome assembly. NCBI's taxonomy places the organism in Eukaryota, Metazoa, Nematoda, Chromadorea, Rhabditida, Rhabditidae.
AUGGACGUGUGUGUCAGUUGUCAGCAAUGGGCGGAAUGGCAGUGCACGAGCGAGUCGUGCUCCCACUUCUUCUGCCAUCCGUGCCGUCUUUCCACGAACCACUGGCAUGACAUGGUCCCGAUUGUCGCCAUGCACGCCGACCCAGCACGACCAUCCGAUGACCCGGAAAUCAGCGACCGCCACGUGGACAUGAUCCUCCGAAUCGAUAGAAUCAAGCACGCCGUCCGAUGCGUGAACAGCGCGUGCCGAUACGACUGGUGCUACGACGAGCAGUACGACGUGAAACAUUUCAGAUUGUGCAUGAGGAGAAUGAGCGGACAGUGCUGGGAUUGUGAGAAAAUGAAGGAGCUGAUCACCUACAAAUCCACGUACCUGCCUCAGAUGACCUUCAGCCUUUCCGACGAACUUUCCCCGCUUCCAAUAUCGAUGGGCGAAAGAGAGAGUAUUCAUCGGCUGAGUCGCAUUCCGGAAAGUUACUCUCCGAUCGUCGUCCGCGAGAUGACCAACACACUGACUCACGCCGCCAACUGCACGGAUCCGAGAUGCGAUCGGAACUUUUGCGAUCGAAUGAAAGAGCACGGACUUCACUUCAAGCGAUGCAGCAGAAGAUUGGCCUCGUGUGUGUUGUGCGCGAAAAUCCUGGAGUUGGUGUUUCCGCACAGUAGGACUUGUGAGCUAUUGAUCUGCAACGUCCCGUAUUGCAUGAACAUUCGAGCGGAAGUCGGUCACCGAUUCAUGGAGGACCGAUUCAGACAACUCGCGGUCGGACAACCGGACAACGCGGCACCCAAUCCGCACGUCAAGCCAUGGAUCAUUCCGUAA